This is a messenger RNA of Corticium candelabrum, 1668 nucleotides long. Its product is annotated as myosin heavy chain, cardiac muscle isoform-like. The record is from RefSeq and is a predicted model, not a curated record. NCBI's taxonomy places the organism in Eukaryota, Metazoa, Porifera, Homoscleromorpha, Homosclerophorida, Plakinidae. Bases 305 to 1618 code for a protein of 437 amino acids. The transcript has 5 exons.
GGUCAUUCUUCACAGCAGGAUGAACAAAGGUUUUGUACUGUUCGCAACGUUUCUCAGGUAAGUUGUAUUGAAUUGAUUUUUAGUAACAGCAGCUCGAGGUAUGUUGACAAGACUUGGCUUCAAUUGCUGUUGACAAGCGUAGUGGGUAAUUUGAUUUCUAAACAUUAACAACUCUGGCUGAAUUUAAUUGGAACUGCCUCCGCCUUACUGUCAACACACUGUCACAGAUAGGACCGACAACAGUUUCUCCGUACGUACAACAGAGUCUAGAUCUGCGCAUGCUCGUAUUAGAAAGGUGUGAGCGAUGGCGUCGUCAGGGAAACGUGUCGGUUUGGAUGAUAUUGACAUACAGUCUCAGGACGAGCGACUAACGACGAAGCACGUUCGAACUCUAGCAUACACGCAGUCGUUGGUAGACGAAAAUGAGCGUUUACGUCGCCGAGUUAGUGAUCUUGAGGAUAGCAUGGAGAGUCAGAUGAAACUGCAAGAACGUAUAGCCAUAGAAAGAGCGACUUCUGUUGUGGAUGAUGUAACAGACAAGCACCAACGAGAGAUGACUGAUCUUCUUGUGAAGAAGCUGGAAAGUGAAAAACAAUCUCAAGCUGAGAUUGCUCAGCUUUCAGGUCGUCUUCAAUCACUGGAGAUUAGCUACUCUCAACUGAAGGAAACAGCUGGGUUAGGUGAUGCUACUCAUUGCAAGAACAGUGAGACUCUUGAUGCUCUAAGGCACGAGUUAUCCGAAGCUCACAACAUAGCAGAAAAGCUGAGAAGUACCAAUCGAAGCUUGUUGACUCAAACGAAUCGAAUGCAACAGCAAAUUGACUUUUUAAACAAUGAGGUGGAAACAAGUAGGAAACAAGUAAAUUGCAAAUUGCAGGCUAGAAUCACAAAACUGGAGGCACAGCAAAGCAAACUAAAGACAGACAAGCGAGACCUGGAUGAACAACUAACUCAAUCUAGGAAAAACUUCAACCAACUGAGACAAGAGAUGCAAAAAGUUACUCAAGAACACUGUAGCUGUGAAACGACUAUCAGUAAGCUGCAAGAAACUCUACGUCACAGGGAACAACAGUUAAGUAUGAAAGCUGUUGCACCACGCAACGUACAGGGCAAGCUACAGGAACUUGAAGGAAAGUGCUCUCGUCUUAGCUGCGAUCUCGAGCAAGCAAUAAAGAAUGGCGAAAUCGCACUUGGCUCAAUAGCAGAACAGGAUUCUCUGGUGAGUAGCCUGCAAGCUAGCAACGAAUGUCUUCAAUCAGAUUUGGAAGAAUGCAAUCAGGAACGGAGAACAUUGCAUGCUACAGUGGAACAACUGAAGUGCGAAGUAGCUGAGCUACAGGCUCGAUUGAAAUUGCAAUCCGGAAGAAGCCAAGACUUUGCCGAGUACGUUCAGUUGAAGAGGGAACUGUUGGUGUUACGAGAUCAGAACGAACAGUUGCAGCACGAGUUGAAAAAGAGAUCGAAAGAUAACGGUUCUUCUGAUCAUUUCAAGUUGCUACGACGACGAUCACAACAUGGAGUUAGUUACUCUAGAGUACUAAGCAUCACUCCCUGCCAGAGUGCCCUAGACUUGACACAGGGCAGAACGUCCCGAGGACCUCGUGCAGGAAGUAUGUAGACUACUACACUGUGUACUACUACUACAUGUACAGUAUAUUGUUUGUUCAA